Trachymyrmex septentrionalis is the source of this 2870-nucleotide messenger RNA. RefSeq names its product glycerol-3-phosphate dehydrogenase, mitochondrial (gene Gpo1). Gene Ontology annotation, cellular component: mitochondrion; glycerol-3-phosphate dehydrogenase (FAD) complex. Lineage: Eukaryota; Metazoa; Arthropoda; Insecta; Hymenoptera; Formicidae. Gene Ontology annotation, molecular function: calcium ion binding; glycerol-3-phosphate dehydrogenase (quinone) activity. The transcript has 12 exons. Gene Ontology annotation, biological process: glycerol-3-phosphate metabolic process. The record is from RefSeq and is a predicted model, not a curated record. The coding region runs from base 191 to 2353 and encodes 720 amino acids.
AUUGGUCGACAUUAGCCGUCGGUUGUGGGUUCGUUUGGUGCGAGUAUUUGCAGGCAACUACUGAAAGAAAUUUGAAGAUAAUGCGCCACGCGGAAUCCUAGUAUCAGGCUACUCGUUUGGCGUGAGUGAGAGUCGCGUCUCUUCAGUUCGCAGUUUCCUCAAGAAAAUUGAGAGGAGCUAGUGAUAGACGAUGGCAUCGCUCAGGUGGUUUGUUGCUGGAGCAAGUGCUGUGGGUGCUGGUACUCUUACUUCAUACUUUCUCCUGCCAGAUACCACGGUACACGCUGAAAUGAAGUGGAAACCAAGACCGCCUCGAAGGACCUUGCCAACACGAGAAGAUCAAGUAAAAACUUUGAAAUCGCAGGACUACGACGUUUUAAUAAUCGGAGGUGGUGCAACGGGAGCAGGAUGCGCUCUGGACGCUUGCACACGAGGUCUAAAAACUGCGUUAAUUGAAGCCGAUGACUUUGCAUCUGGCACAUCAUCUCGCAGCACGAAGUUAAUCCAUGGUGGCGUACGAUAUCUGCAGAAAGCGAUCAUGCAAGUGGACAUCGAGCAAUAUAAAAUGGUGAAAGAAGCACUUCACGAACGUGCUUCAAUGCUGCAAAGUGCACCACAUCUAGCACAUCCAUUGCCUAUUAUGCUGCCUGUUUAUACAUGGUGGCAAAUUCCUUAUUACUGGUUUGGCAUUAAGAUGUACGAUCUGGUAGCGGGUAGCAAAACCGUCAAAUCAUCGUAUUAUUUGAGUAAAUCGAACGCUCUGGAACUUUUUCCGAUGCUGAAAGGCGACAAACUAACGGGAGCUAUUGUCUAUUAUGACGGCCAACAAGAUGAUGCCAGGAUGAAUCUGGCCAUUGCUCUAACAGCUUCAAGACACGGCGCAACGGUCGUAAAUCAUGUUAAAGUAGUUAACUUAUUAAAAGGUCUCGACAAGGAUGGCAAACGAGUCCUUGUAGGAGCUCACCUUAAAGACGAACUCACGGGAGAGGAAUGGGAUGUAAAGGCCAAAGCGAUAAUUAAUGCGACUGGUCCUUUCACCGAUCAUAUUAGAAAGAUGGACGAUCAAAGUGUCCAAUCUAUUUGCGCUCCGUCUUCCGGCGUUCACAUAGUAUUGCCAGGAUAUUACAGUCCUGAUCAAAUGGGUCUACUUGAUCCAGCAACGAGUGACGGCCGGGUGAUUUUCUUUUUGCCGUGGCAAAAGCAAACAAUUGCAGGAACAACUGAUUUACCUUGCGAAGUAACACACAAUCCUCGGCCUACGGAAGACGAGAUCGUGUUUAUUCUGCAGGAAGUGAAAAAUUAUCUGAACCCAGACGUUGAGGUCCGUCGCGGAGAUGUUCUUUCUGCCUGGAGCGGUAUUAGGCCGCUCGUUUCCGACCCGAAUAAACCGAAUACGCAGUCACUCGCUAGAAAUCACAUCGUGCACGUCAGUCCUACGAAUCUCGUCACGAUAGCAGGCGGCAAAUGGACGACUUACCGAGCGAUGGCUCAAGAAACCAUUGACGCGGCUAUAAAAGCUUGCGAGCUAGAACCAGAAAGACCCUGCCAGACGGAUGGCUUUCUUCUGGAAGGCGCUCAGGGCUGGAGCCCCACAAUGUACAUUAGAUUGGUGCAGGAUUUCGGUCUGGAAUGCGAGGUCGCGCAACAUUUAUCCAAGAGCUAUGGAGAUCGUGCAUUUGCCGUAGCUAAAAUGGCCUCGCUUACGGGGAAACGAUGGCCUAUCAUUGGAAAGAAAAUUCAUCCGGAAUUUCCAUACAUCGAUGCUGAAAUACGCUAUGGUGUACGGGAAUACGCUAGAACUGCGAUCGACAUGAUUGCGCGUCGAUUACGACUCGCUUUCCUAAAUGUCCAAGCGGCUCAAGAGGCAUUGCCGGGUAUCAUAGAUAUCAUGGCCGAGGAAUUGCAUUGGUCAGCAGAGGAGAAGAAGAAGCAGCAUCGCGAGGCCAGCGAAUUUCUUGCUCAAGAGAUGGGUCAGAUAGUGAACCGUGCUUCCCGCGACAAGAUUCCUAUCAAUCUCACCAAGGAUGAGAUCCAACUCUACAUCAAGCGCUUCCGAAUUAUAGACAAAGAUAAGAAAGGAUAUGUGUCUAUCAAUGACAUUAGACGAGGACUAAAGCUCUUUGGAGAUAAGGAAGUACCAGGUGAAGAACUUCACGAAAUUCUGCGUGAAAUCGACACCAAUAUGAACGGUCAAGUUGAAUUGGAUGAAUAUCUUCAGAUGAUGUCAGCUAUAAAAUCUGGUCAUGUGGCAUAUUCACGUUUUGCGCGGAUGGCUGAAAUGGAGGAAGCACAGCAUGAAAAGGAAAUACUCAAGAAACAAAUAAGCGUUGAGAGAUCAGGGGGAGGACUAUAAAAAAGUCUACCCUUAGGAAUUAGAAUUUUGGGAUAUUUUAAUUUCACAUUUGACAAGUUUCAUUAUCGCGUAUUUAUAUCUAAGAAUAGUUUAUACGAUCGAAACGAAAAGAAUCAAACAAUCUCUUGCGAAAUGAAACUCUAUUAAUAAUAUCUUUAAAAAAGUAUAUUAUAAUCUGCAAAUAUCUUGUAUCGAAUAAUUCGCAACGUACGAGUUUGUGUACACACAUCGUCGCAUAGAUUUUUACCGGUAAGUAAUUGAAGUCAAUUACAAGGAAAUAUUUUAAUUUAUGUGUAGUUUCCCUUUUCACAAUUUUGUCAUGCACUAUUUGUAACAUCUAUAUUAUGUACAAGAUGCAGCACAAUUGCAUUCUUUCUAUUUGUACAUACAGUCAAUGCCGAUGCAACAUACUUGUAAUAAUUGUAUUGUAUCUUCUUGUUAAAUUGGAAAAAAUUUCAUUGCCUUAAUUGAAAUUCUGGUAGAGACCAGAAAAAUACAAACGACCAAUAGAACACAA